CGCACGCACAGGUCGCUACAGAAUUGCGUUCUGGUUUAAGCAGUUGCCCUGGGGCUUUUUCUCCCUUUAACUCCACCGUCUGUUGCUUCCACCUGCACAUUGUGUGUGUGUGUGAGGGGUGUAACCUGAUGCCGGUGGAGUUCGUGUGUCUGCCUGUCCGUGUCUGUUGGGAGAUGAGGAUAUGUGAAGUGCGUUGACGGACAGUUUAGCCUGGGUAAUGCGCGGCUACUUGCGUGAGGAUGAAGCCCCAGAGAUAAAGGCACCUGAGGCAGGAGGGUGACCGGGAAAGGUGCACUCUGAGCGGGAUGGAACUCAACCGAGUGUCCCUGCUCUGUCAGGACAUUACCAGACUAUGGCUGCAACUGAAACUAAUGACAGAUGAGAUUAUGCAGCAGGAGAGCAGUCCUCUGUGUGCCGCAGACAUCAGCCCAGACCUCAGGAAACAGUUUGCCUUCCUGUCAGGUGGCCGAGGACAAAAUGGCAGCCCCAUCAUUAUUUUCCCAGAGUACCCGGCGUUUGGUGAGCUGGAGGAACAGGAGUUUCACAAUGUGCUGACAUACCUGACCAGCAUUCCCAGUCUCAGCUCGACGGGGGUCGGCUUCAUCCUGGUCAUUGACCGCCGGCAAGACAGAUGGGCAUCAGUGAAGGGGACACUGCUGCGGAUUGCGGGCUCUUUCCCAGGCAACCUGCAGCUGGUGCUGGUACUGAGACCCACAACACUCUUCCAGCGGACCAUCUCAGACAUCUUAUUUAAGUUUAACAAGGAUGACUUUAAAAUGAAAGUGCCGGUGAUCAUGCUAAGCUCUGUGACUGAGCUCCACAGUUACAUCGACCGCACACAGCUCACGCAGGAACUGGGCGGCACGCAGGAGUACUGCCACGAGAAAUGGAUUUCACACCGCACCGCCAUUGAAGGGUUUGCUCUGAUGGUGAAGAAAACAGCGCAGACUCUCCAGUCUUUCGGGACAGAGCUGGCAGAGACAGAACUGCCCAAUGAUGUCGAGGCCACGUCCAACCUUCUAGCCAUCCACACAGAGAAAAAGGACAAGAUGAAGGAUGACUUGAGGAUCGCUCUCUGUCAGGGAGGACGUUUGCUGGAGAGCAUCAAUGAGCCGCUGGUGAAAGAUCCAGAUUACACCAUGAACCAGGAUGAACUGGAGAACCUGGCUACUGUUCAGAGGUUGCUUGGUCAAUUAGAUGAGACUGAAACAGCAUUUGAUGAUUUUUGGGACAAACAUCAGACCAAGCUAGAGCAAUGUCUGCAACUGCGGCAUUUUGAGCAGGACUACAGGGAGGUUAGAGGUCAUUUAGACCUGGUCUAUGAAAGAUUAUCAGGCUUCUCGGAAGUAGGAAUAAGCCCCGCCCACGCUGAACAUAUCCUGAAAGAGCUGACCAUUCACGAAGAAAGAGCUUGCGAGGUGUUGGACCGGGCUCUGUCUCUAGCGUGUGAUGCAGAUCUGCUGAUCGAAGCGUCUCAUUACGCUGUGGAUUCCAUCCUGCCCAAAUGCUCUGAGCUGCGGGUUGUGUGUGAGGAGAUCAGCGGUGUCCUGAACGAAAAGAAAGCUCAUCUUCUCAAAGCCAUGGAGCUACACCAGUCUCUAGAGAAGGCCUCUAAAUGGUGUGAUGAUGGGAUCUACCUGCUGGCGUCUCAGCCUGUGGAUAAGUGUCAAUCACAGGAUGGGGCGGAGUCAGCGCUGCAGGAGAUUGAGCGUUACCUGGAUACAGCCAAUCAGCACAAGCUGACAGAUUUGAGUGCAAUUUGGAGGGAAUAUGAGUCUGUGCUCACUCAAGACUUCAGGGAUCAGGUGGACAAAGUGUUUCAGAAGCAGCUGUCCAUGCAGGAAAUAUUCGAGAAGAGGAGGAUCAGUCUUAAGAAGUUAGCAGCCAAACAGACACGACCCGUGCAGCCCGUCGCCCCACGUCCCGAGGCCAUCAUCAAAUCACCCAUCUUGUCUCCAGCGCAUAGAGAGAAGACUAUAGAUGGUGAUAUCAUCAAUGGAAACUGCAGAAAAGGAGAGAUGCACUUACAGAGUGACGGCAGCAGACACCCGUCUGUCUCUGAUGAAGAGGAGAACUUUGCUGUGCUUAGACGGCAUGUGAUGAACGAGCUGUUGGAGACGGAGAGAGCGUAUGUGGAGGAGCUGCUGUGUGUGCUCGAGGGUUAUGCGGCAGAAAUGGACAACCCAGCCAUGGCUCAUCUCAUCCCCAACACGCUGCUUCACAAGAAGGACAUCCUCUUUGGCAACAUGCCUGAGAUAUACCAGUUCCACAAGAAGACUUUUCUUCGUGAACUGGAGACGUACACAGACUAUCCUGAGCUUGUGGGCCGGUGUUUUUUGGAGAGAAUGACGGAUCUGCAGAUAUAUGAGAAGUACUGUCAGAACAAGCCUCGCUCCGAGUCUCUGUGGAGACAGUGCUCUGACUGCGCUUUCUUCCAGGAGUGUCAAAAGAAACUGGAGCAUAAGCUCGGUUUGGACUCGUACCUGCUCAAGCCAGUGCAGAGAAUAACCAAAUACCAGCUUUUACUCAAGGAACUGUUGAAGUACAGCAAAGGCUGUGACGGUGAGGAAGACCUUCAGGAGGCGCUCUCAUCUAUUCUAGGCAUCCUAAAAGCUGUGAAUGACUCCAUGCACCUCAUCGCCAUCACUGGAUAUGAAGGCAACCUCAGCGAUCUGGGCCGCUUGAUGAUGCAGGGGUCGUUCAGCGUGUGGUUGGAGCAUAAGAAGGGUCACGCGAAAGUGAAAGACCUGGCACGCUUCAAGCCCAUGCAGAGACACCUCUUCCUGCACGAGAAAUAUCUGCUCUUCUGUAAGAAACGAGAGGAGAACGGAGAAGGUUAUGAGAAAGCCCCGUCAUACAGCUUUAAACACUCACUCAACAUGAGCGCUGUUGGCAUUACUGAGAAUGCAAAAGGAGACAACAAAAAGUUUGAGAUCUGGUGUAAUUCUCGAGAGGAGGUGUAUAUAGUACAGGCGGCGACACCAGAAAUCAAAACGGCAUGGGUGAAUGAGAUCCGGAAGGUUCUGACGGGGCAACUAAAGGCUUGCAGAGAGGCGAGGCAGCAGAAGAGCUCAGAUCAGCUAACUCCCACCAGCAGCAGUCUAACCCUGAGCCCCUUCAAGACCAACCCAAAGAGCCUCAAGAAAGGAGAAGACAAGAAACCUGAGCCCACAGCAGCAGAUCCCAGUAAUCCUGCCUUACUCAAAAAUAACGACAAGGUCAAAGACGAGACUGUCACCAGUCCCAACUCUGAGAGAGCUGCAGUGGCUAAAAAACGCUUUACACUGCAGGGCUUCAGUAACCUCAAGAGCCAAAAAGAGUUUAUAGCAGCCUCUGGUGGCAAAAGCCUCUCACUUCCAAUGGCCAUCACUCUCUGCCCUCCAGGAUCAUCCCCCCCUAGUCCUGAUCACAAAACUAAAAGACAUGAGAUUAAGAGUGAUCCUACACCGUUUGGCUUCAGAGGCUUCACCAAGGUGUCGCUGUCCAUGGAUGCGUCCGAGGAGAACGACGGUUACUCGAGCGCCGAAGACCCCAUGAACUCUGACCCUGAGGAUGAGGGAGGGAAGAAGCUGUCUCCCGGCAGGUACGUGGUAGUAGCUGACCACGAGAAAAGCGGACCUCAGGAGCUGACGGUGAAGAGCGGGGACACGGUGGAGCUGGUGAGAGAGGGAGACGACGGACGCUGGUUUGUGCGUAAUCUGCGGACCAAUAAGGAGGGCUGGGUCCCUGCUGCAAACUUGCUCACUCUCAUCAGACAAUCCAAAUCUUCUCAAUCUCUCUCCAGCUCAGAAGGCAGUGGGUCUGGAAACCUCAGCACGUCGUCCAGCUGCAGCGAAACCUACACGAGCUUCUCUGACAUCAAAACCUGAAGCGCGCUGCUCCGGCGUCUUGUGGCAGCUCCUACACAGUGCACUUUCUACUGAAGCUCCUCGAGGCUUUGUACUGUAUCUAACCUCCUCAACCGAGAAAGGAAUCGACCUCGCCUAUUCAGGAUACUUUAUAUAGAGCGUCACCCUUUCUCAUCCGUCUCUCCUUCAUAAGAGAGAGAGAAAUGUCUACUGUUCCCAUUCACAUUCUCAUUUACUUAUCGUGUGAUGCUGUUCGUUUCGCAUCUGCAUGACUUUCCUCAAAGAGAAAAAGGGGUUUUGGUCGAGUAGCCUGCGGUCUAAAAGUCUUUAAAUAUCCAUAACAAGGACUCUCACAUGAGCUUCCACUGGUUUUAUUGAUCUUGCUUUGAGAAUGUCAGUGUCUGAUUUGCUGUAGCAGCAAGACAAUGAAACGUUGUUUUAUACGAUAAAGAUUCUGGAGGUUAUGCCUGGUGAAAAGUCCAGUUCACUGUAUGUGUUAAUCUAAAACGGCUGUAUAGUUUAAAUUAUUUCCUGUAAAAGAUUUGUACAGAUAUUAACUUUUAUCUCAUGUUUUUCUUUAAAACAGUAUAUAUAUAUAUAUACAUAUUGUAUAUUAUGACCACUAUUGUUGUGUGUCAAUGAAUUGUAUUUUCUUGUAUGUCACUUUACUGUUCUACAAUUUUCCAGUAACAACAUAUCAACUGUAUUUACGUUUUAUUUUUACGUCACCACAUGUUGUUUUAAUUUGAUUGGUUCAAAAUGUAGUCUGGAACGUGAUAAUUGGCGUGUCACUCAAGUUCGCUGUAAAAAAAUAGUACUCGGUAAACUACUGGGAGCAUACUGUAACUAUAAGGUGUGUUACUGUUUUUGUGUUAGAGAAUAUAGCUGUUCAAUUGUAAUACGGUUAAUUAUUGUUAGCUGUUAAUUUCAAAAACAGUAACACACCGUAUUUGUACGGUAUGAUGCUGGCAACCACAGCUGCCAGUAGUUUACCGUUUUUUACCGCAUUAUUUUUUACAGUCUUGUUUUUAAAGGUCAAAAAGUAUUACUUAACUUGUCAAAGUUCAUCUAUAAUCCUGACGGCUGAUUCAAUCACGGAUGAAUCCCACAUCGUUUCCGCCCAGAACUGUACACACUGUCUUUGUUUUAACGUGUUCAGCAAUACAGAGAUCAUUGUUAAUAUCUAUUUCAAUUUUAUGUGGCACAUUGCUGCAUGUUAGUUUUAUCUCAUGCUAGUUUUAUCAUGUUCUCAUUUGACAUAAAAUAUUUUCCUCUAUUAGGCUCGUAUCGAUGUACAUGUGUAAAUAUGUAUCUAAGAGGUUGUAUGAGAUGAAUGAAUUUAAAGUGCUUAGGCAGAAAUAAACUUCAUUGAAACAUUCUG
Molecule: messenger RNA, 5229 nt
Organism: Pimephales promelas (fathead minnow)
Lineage: Eukaryota; Metazoa; Chordata; Actinopteri; Cypriniformes; Leuciscidae
Source: RefSeq, a predicted model, not a curated record